AUGUCUCUGCACGAACAGACAAUUGGCAUUGGGUUCAAAGCGAACCGUAACAUGAAGGGUCGAGAAGGUGAGGCUUUGCCGUCACAGCGUCGCAGUGUCACAGAAUGGGACAAGCGCAGCAGCACCUUCCCUCCUCAGCGAACUCUGAAUCAGCAAGGACCAGCCAGACAUUGUAUGAAUUGUCAUCGGAAGGAACACCCAGAAAUGACGAUCCGCUCGUGCUACCCACGUUCUUUGCUGCACCCUCUGCGGAGUACUGUACAUAUUGACAAGAACUUUGGGGAAACAUACGAGGUUAAUGGAAGCAGCACCGACAAAGACCACCUCUACUCCGUAGGGUCUAGCAAGAUCUGCAAACUGCAAACUCCUCAACGCCCAGCCUCCUCUUUCUUCUCCUCCUCGAAACAUCCCCUGCGCUUCACGUUGCCUCCUCAUAGUCUUCACCGUUUCUUGCUUGGCCUUGCCUCGCCUCGCCUCGCGUUACCAAAUAUCUCCGUCUGGUGUGUGCUUCAGACGUGGGAUGAAGCUAGGCUUGCAACUAAUUUCGAAUACCACCUACUAUUCCGACACUACCGCACCAUACACUCCCAGAUACGACACGCCAACAUCGUUCUCGCCGUCUUUCUUUUCUCUGCAACCCUUCUACGCCCCGGUGCCACCAAGGGUUUGAUUUCCACACCGAGUUCAACGCCGAUGCGACACUGGGAACUCUACAAGUACGUCGGACUUGCAUGGUCGGAAUCCUGUGCAUCCAGGCCAGCCUCCAACCUCCCCUCACCGGGCGGGUCCUUUGAAUUGUCUUAUGACAAGCCACGGCAAUCCGGCCUGAACAUUGUCUUCGACCAAACACCACCCAGCCACCCCCGGAGGCACUUCACCUGCCAUCUCUCAACUAGUAUAGACUUUGCCCAAAUUAUCACUAUCCCGCGCGCUCCUGGCACCAUUCCAGCCACCGCGCCAGCGCCAUGCCUAACUAUGUUGCUGCCGUCAGCCGCUGCAGCUACUUCUCUGACACGGUGGUCCGAACCCCUACGCCUUGGAACUGCUGACGCAGCAGACGAGACCUCCGAGGCGAACCUGUGGUGUUCCAAUCGUUUCCAUUCCCUCACGAGCUGUAACGGUCCAGCCUCAACCACGGACGACGAUGACCUGCUUUGCCCCCACUCACAAAUUUCUUUCCCGCGUGGGAAAUGCCCCAAAACCGCUGCGAUAACUGAGCAGAUCGCAGGACGCAAGUUUCGGCAAUUGCACCACAAUCGACUCGCCCAGCACACCCUUGCCAACUGCCCGCGUUCGUCACCUCGGGUGUUCAACCGAUGUCGCAACAUGAACAAACCCAAAGAGGACUGCUCCUGGUGGCACGUUCCCACGGGUUUCCCCGACCUGUCCGCCAUACCAAGGUAUUGUCAGCACGUUGGAAGAAGUCAGACUUCUCGAAACUUGCAAACGUCCGCCACGCCUUCGCGAAACUGCGUGGGCCAGGCCCCUCGAGGUUUCAUCAACGUCUCCAUUCUCCAGAGUUUAAAAGUCAUGAACUCGACGUCAGAGCUCCCGCACGUGUCAAUCAUCAGAUGCAACCUCGUUUCGUUUCGAGCCUCUCAUUACAAGCAGGUUCUUGACGGCUCGCCUGUGACUCCGCUCAAGGUCAGAGUCAUUGACUGCCUUGUGGAUUGUUCACCAUGCAUCGCGAAUACACAAUACUUUGAGACGGAGAACUGCACGCUGAAGUUUGCUUAUAUCGAUGGCACCGCUCAGAUCUUGUUGACGAAUUUAUCAAUUACAGUCUUGCCCAACUUGGCUUGGGUUCGCUACUGUUCUAGCAAACGAAACUAG
Molecule: messenger RNA, 1833 nt
Organism: Colletotrichum lupini
Lineage: Eukaryota; Fungi; Ascomycota; Sordariomycetes; Glomerellales; Glomerellaceae
Exons: 13
Coding region: 1-1833 (610 amino acids)
Source: RefSeq, a predicted model, not a curated record